Penicillium salamii is the source of this 270-nucleotide messenger RNA. Lineage: Eukaryota; Fungi; Ascomycota; Eurotiomycetes; Eurotiales; Aspergillaceae. The record is from the annotation of a GenBank genome assembly.
AUGUUCAUUUCCAAGGGGUUCAUCAAAGCAUGGCACAUCAUUCCUGACAAGUUGGACCAGGAACAACUUGCACACUUGUUCGGCGACGAAAGAUUGGGAACCCACAAUCCUCGAAAUGGUAAGACUUUGAUGUCCAGCCUGAAUGAGCCGUUGACUGACUCUUUCUUCUCUCUAGCCCUCUGUUUACACCGCAAAGUUGAGAGUCUUCGCAACCGGGCACACAUAGCGAUCGUCCCAGUGCCGGGGGUGAUGAAGACCCCAACCGACUAG